Messenger RNA from Scaptodrosophila lebanonensis, 2271 nucleotides. It is a transcript of the gene TbCMF46, whose product is annotated as dynein regulatory complex subunit 3. The transcript is spliced from 7 exons. Gene Ontology annotation, molecular function: protein binding. The record is from RefSeq and is a predicted model, not a curated record. NCBI's taxonomy places the organism in Eukaryota, Metazoa, Arthropoda, Insecta, Diptera, Drosophilidae. Bases 401 to 2119 code for a protein of 572 amino acids.
AUACUUAACAAAAUUAUUAUUAUUAUUCAAUUAUACACUGUAAACACUGUACACUUUAUUGUGAAAAUUAGAAAACUAUACGCGAUAGUGCCGAACGCUUAUCUUCAUAUCUUUUGCGCAUACAAGUUGAUUUUUUAAGGGAACAUUAACAACUGCCAUCGCCAUUGCUAUCGCUGAUAUCCACAACAACCGCAACCCUAACUAGAACAUUAGCGCGUUGCUAAUAGACACGCGGCUAGAGGAGGAGCGCGGGAGUGGGACGAGUGGGACGCACGAAAGGGCAGAAAUCGGAGGACUUGCUCUGCACCUGUCUCAGAAUACGCGCAGCUCCGUGGGGUGCUUUCGAAUCGGACAGUUUUCGGCAGGGCUAUAGAGAGCUCUAACAAACUCCAGCAGCAACAUGAAGGACGACGAUGGCGCUGAGAAAAAGGAUGAUGAAAACACCAAACCAUUUUUGGAGGAAAUUAUAUAUCCGGAUAUUGAACCGGGCAUCAUUAGCCGAGCCAUGAUAGAGAACUCCUACCUAGAGGAAGGUCAUCACGGCGAAGCAUUGCGCCUGCACCAAUUGGAGCCAGUUGUUUUGGAGAAUAUCAAGACUAUGCGCCUGGAGUUUAAAAACAUUCUCCGCAUCGAUCACUUGUGGAUAUUGCCCAAUUUGACGAAGCUUUGCCUUAAUUGCAACAAAAUUGAAGUAAUCGAACAUCUUGAAAUGCUAACGGCGUUAAAAGAAUUAAAUUUAAGUUUCAAUUACAUUGAGAAAAUUGCGAAUCUUGAGACGCUCGUUAAUUUGGAGACUCUGUCGCUUUUCAGCAAUCGCAUUACAAAAAUUGAGAAUUUGGAAAUGCUGGAGAAACUAGUCAUCUUGAGUAUCGGCAAUAAUCUAAUUGAAUCCGUAGAAGGGAUCGACAGUUUUCGGUUUUUGGACAAUUUAAAAGUACUUAACCUGGAGGGUAAUCCUAUAGCCACAAAACCAGACUUUUCACUUUCACAAUAUUGUAUUGCUAUAUUACCGAAAUUAAACUACUAUGAAUAUGUUUUUAUCAAGGACGAAGUGCGCGAGGAGGCGAAGGAGCGAUACUAUCGAGAGGUGCGCGAAAUCGAGGACAAGCAGGAGAAGGACAUUCAAGCACGAGAACUACAAGCUCGGGAAAAGGCUGAAGCCGAGCGCUUAUCUUCCAGUUUCGUUGAACACUUGGAUGGACAUCAGCUAUACGAAUCUCUUUGGAAGGGAGACGAGGAUGGGCGUGUUUUAAUGCUAGUGGGCUCACAAGCACAUGAAUUGGCCGAGGAGUACGAUAAGGAUAUGUUUGAGUUGACACAGGAAAUUUAUAAAUUGGGACUCGACAGUUUCGGUGAACGUGACGAAGAGGUGCGGGACUUUAUGGCCAACCUAAAAGAUGGACAAGCGGAGUUACAGGUCAUGGGUCAAAAGGUAAUUGAAGGAUUUUUGGCAUACAAAGAGAACGUAUUCGAAGAAGCACGCAUAACGUUACGCCAAUUGGAAUCAAAUAUGUUGGAGGGUGAAGACGAGGACUCCCCCGAAAACGUAAAAUUGUCCGAAACUAUGGAGAAAAUAAAUUUCCACUUUGACGAAACUAUGAAUACAAUGUGGCAAACAUUAAUGGAACAAGAAUUGCAUUUGCACGAGGCAGUAGAGGAGUCCACCACCAAUUUUCAUCGCAAAAUGACCGAACUAAUGUCAAAGUUCGUAGAACAGGCCCAAUCAUAUUUCGUGCAGUUGCGAGAAAUUUCAGUUCAUUUUUCAGAAAACCUUUCCGAAAUUGUAUCACGCUAUAUUGCCACUAAGUUAGCGAUGCAGGAUUUUGAUGACGUGCCACAGGAACUGCACGUUUGCAUGGAUGAUCGCGAUGCCAUACUGAAUUUAAUUGCAGGCAUGAAAGAUACCCACACGCUACGCAUUGAUGAGCGUGAGGAUCGCAUGGCAACGCGCAGUAAAGAAUUCAUUGAUGACAUGAUCGAAAAGUUGAACAACGAGGAAAUCGAACGACAUCGUGCUAAAAUAUUGGAAAUUAACUCAUUUAUUGAGAUGAUGACGGACGCCCUGGCAGCACUGCCCCAUGAGAUACGAGAACAGUUGAUAGCUGAGGAAUAUUUCUGAAGACUUAAGGAAGUAAAAGACCCCAAAAGUAUGCAACAAUUCGUUGUGUUAAUCAUCAGCCUUUCCGGAAAUUUAAUUAAAAAUGUAUAUGUUGCGAGAGCACAUUAUUAAAAGCAUUACAACGACCUUAAAACCCAUCAUUAUAAACAAAA